GCCGGCCGUGGCCGCCAGGCUGUGUCCGGGGCCGCGUGAGGUAGCUCUGCGGGACGAAGGGACUGGCAGGUCGACCGCGGGCAGCGCACGCGCGCCCCCAGCCGGGGCUUGUCCGGGGGUCGCGGGGCGCAGGCGCGGCGGCGGGCGGCGGGCGACGGGCGGGGGGUCCUCCCCACGGGCGCGCGGUCGCCUUUGUUCCAGGCGCGCGGGCCGAGGCGGGGCCUGCAGGGCCGCCCCGCCCCCCCGCUCAGGCCCCGCCCCGUCUCCGCCCGCAGGAGCCGCCGCCGGGGUCUGCUCGCCCGCCGCCUCCGCCGCCAACAGCUCGCUCCCGGCGGGCCUGCGCCGCGGCAGCCUGUACCGCCCCCAGCGCCGGAGCCAUGGCGGGCGCCGCGUCCCCCUGCGCCAACGGCUGCGGGCCCGGCGCGCCCUCGGACGCCGAGGUGCUGCACCUCUGCCGCAGCCUCGAGGUGGGCACCGUCAUGACUUUGUUCUACUCCAAGAAGUCGCAGCGGCCCGAGCGGAAGACCUUCCAGGUCAAGCUGGAGACGCGGCAGAUCACGUGGAGCCGUGGCGCCGACAAGAUCGAGGGGGCCAUUGACAUUCGAGAAAUCAAGGAGAUCCGCCCGGGGAAGACCUCACGGGACUUCGAUCGCUACCAAGAGGAUCCUGCUUUUCGACCGGACCAGUCACACUGCUUUGUCAUCCUGUACGGAAUGGAAUUCCGCCUGAAGACCCUGAGCCUGCAAGCUACGUCUGAGGAUGAAGUGAACAUGUGGAUCAAGGGCCUGACUUGGCUGAUGGAGGAUACGUUGCAGGCAGCCACACCCUUGCAGAUUGAGAGGUGGCUGCGGAAGCAGUUCUACUCAGUGGACCGGAAUCGUGAGGAUCGUAUAUCAGCCAAGGACCUGAAGAACAUGCUGUCCCAGGUCAACUAUCGGGUCCCCAACAUGCGCUUCCUCCGAGAGCGGCUGACGGACCUGGAGCAGCGCACCAGUGACAUCACCUACGGGCAGUUUGCUCAGCUGUACCGCAGCCUUAUGUACAGCGCCCAGAAGACGAUGGACCUCCCCUUCCUGGAAGCCAGUGCCCUGAGGGCAGGGGAGCGGCCGGAGCUCUGCCGGGUGUCCCUUCCUGAGUUCCAGCAGUUCCUCCUCGAGUACCAGGGGGAGCUAUGGGCUGUCGACCGGCUCCAGGUGCAGGAGUUCAUGCUCAGCUUCCUCCGAGACCCCUUGCGAGAGAUCGAGGAGCCUUACUUCUUCCUGGAUGAGUUCGUCACCUUCCUGUUCUCCAAGGAGAACAGCAUAUGGAAUUCGCAGCUGGACGCCGUGUGCCCCGACACCAUGAACAACCCCCUCUCCCACUACUGGAUCUCCUCCUCGCACAACACGUACCUGACCGGGGACCAGUUUUCCAGCGAGUCCUCCCUGGAAGCCUACGCCCGCUGUCUGCGGAUGGGCUGCCGCUGCAUCGAGUUGGACUGCUGGGACGGUCCAGACGGGAUGCCAGUCAUUUACCACGGACACACCCUGACCACCAAGAUCAAGUUCUCAGACGUCCUGCACACCAUCAAGGAGCACGCCUUUGUGGCCUCAGAGUACCCGGUCAUCUUGUCCAUCGAGGACCAUUGCAGCAUCGCCCAGCAGAGGAACAUGGCCCAGUACUUCAAGAAGGUGCUCGGGGACACACUCCUCACCAAGCCCGUGGACAUUGCUGCUGAUGGGCUCCCCUCACCCAGCCAGCUCAAGAGGAAGAUCCUCAUCAAGCACAAGAAGCUGGCUGAGGGCAGUGCCUAUGAAGAGGUGCCUACAUCCGUGAUGUACUCUGAGAACGACAUCAGCAACUCCAUCAAGAAUGGCAUUCUCUACCUGGAGGACCCUGUGAAUCACGAGUGGUAUCCCCACUACUUUGUUCUGACCAGUAGCAAGAUCUACUACUCUGAGGAGACCAGCAGUGACCAGGGCAACGAGGACGAGGAGGAGCCCAAGGAGGCCAGUGGCAGCACAGAGCUGCACUCCAAUGAGAAGUGGUUUCACGGGAAGCUCGGGGCGGGACGGGACGGGCGGCACAUCGCCGAGCGCCUGCUCACAGAGUACUGCAUCGAGACCGGGGCCCCCGACGGCUCCUUCCUCGUGCGCGAGAGCGAGACUUUCGUGGGCGACUACACCCUCUCCUUCUGGCGGAAUGGCAAAGUCCAGCACUGCCGGAUCCACUCCCGGCAGGACGCAGGGACCCCCAAGUUCUUCCUGACUGACAACCUCGUCUUCGACUCACUCUAUGACCUCAUCACACACUACCAGCAGGUGCCCCUGCGCUGCAACGAAUUUGAGAUGCGCCUCUCAGAGCCCGUCCCGCAGACCAACGCCCACGAGAGCAAAGAGUGGUACCACGCGAGCCUGACCAGAGCACAGGCCGAGCACAUGCUGAUGCGCGUCCCCCGGGACGGGGCCUUCCUGGUGCGGAAACGGAAUGAGCCCAACUCCUACGCCAUCUCCUUCCGCGCUGAGGGCAAGAUCAAGCACUGCCGCGUCCAGCAGGAGGGCCAGACCGUGAUGCUGGGCAACUCAGAGUUUGACAGCCUCGUGGACCUCGUCAGCUACUACGAGAAGCAUCCCCUGUACCGCAAGAUGAAGCUACGCUAUCCCAUCAACGAGGAGGCGCUGGAGAAGAUCGGCACGGCGGAGCCCGACUAUGGGGCCCUGUAUGAGGGCCGCAACCCCGGCUUCUACGUGGAGGCGAACCCCAUGCCGACUUUCAAGUGCGCCGUCAAAGCUCUCUUCGACUACAAGGCCCAGAGAGAGGACGAGCUGACUUUCACCAAGAGCGCCAUCAUCCAGAACGUGGAGAAGCAGGAAGGAGGCUGGUGGCGUGGUGACUAUGGUGGGAAGAAGCAGCUGUGGUUCCCGUCGAACUACGUGGAAGAGAUGGUUAGCCCUGCGGCCCUGGAACCUGAGAGGGAGCACUUGGACGAGAACAGCCCCCUGGGGGACUUGCUGCGGGGGGUCUUGGAUGUGCCGGCUUGUCAGAUAGCCAUCCGUCCUGAGGGCAAGAACAACCGGCUCUUCGUCUUCUCCAUCAGCAUGGCGUCGGUGGCACACUGGUCCCUAGAUGUGGCUGCCGACUCACAGGAGGAGCUGCAGGACUGGGUGAAAAAGAUCCGGGAAGUGGCCCAGACCGCGGAUGCCAGGCUCACUGAGGGGAAGAUGAUGGAGCGGAGAAAGAAGAUCGCCCUGGAGCUCUCCGAGCUCGUCGUCUACUGCCGGCCUGUUCCCUUCGACGAAGAGAAGAUCGGCACAGAACGCGCCUGCUAUCGGGACAUGUCGUCCUUCCCGGAAACCAAGGCUGAGAAGUACGUGAACAAGGCCAAAGGCAAGAAGUUCCUCCAGUACAACCGGCUGCAGCUCUCCCGCAUCUACCCCAAGGGCCAGCGGCUGGACUCCUCCAAUUACGACCCCUUGCCCAUGUGGAUCUGUGGCAGUCAGCUGGUAGCCCUCAACUUCCAAACCCCAGACAAGCCUAUGCAGAUGAACCAGGCCCUCUUCCUGGCCGGCGGGCACUGUGGCUACGUGCUGCAGCCGAGCAUCAUGCGCGACGAGGCCUUCGACCCCUUUGACAAGAGCAGUCUCCGCGGGCUGGAGCCGUGUGCCAUCUGCAUCGAGGUGCUGGGGGCCCGGCAUCUGCCGAAGAAUGGCCGAGGCAUCGUGUGUCCUUUCGUGGAGAUUGAGGUGGCCGGUGCUGAGUAUGACAGCACCAAGCAGAAGACGGAGUUUGUGGUGGACAAUGGACUGAAUCCCAUGUGGCCAGCCAAGCCCUUCCACUUCCAGAUCAGUAACCCCGAAUUCGCCUUCCUGCGCUUUGUGGUGUAUGAGGAAGACAUGUUUAGUGACCAGAACUUCCUGGCUCAGGCUACCUUCCCGGUGAAGGGCCUGAAGACAGGAUACAGAGCGGUGCCUUUGAAGAACAACUAUAGUGAGGACCUGGAGUUGGCCUCCCUGCUCGUCAAGGUCGACGUUUUCCCUGCCAAGGAGAACGGCGACCUCAGUCCCUUUGGGGGUGCAUCCCUGCGGGAGCGGGGCUGCGACGCCUCGGGCCAGCUGUUUCACGGCCGGGCCCGGGAAGGCUCCUUCGAAGCUCGCUACCAGCAGCCAUUUGAGGACUUCCGCAUCUCCCAGGAGCAUCUCGCUGACCAUUUUGACAGUCGAGAACGAAGGGCCCCGCGAAGGACUCGGGUCAAUGGAGACAACCGCCUCUAGCUGUGCCCCAGCCUCGUUGAGAGCAGCGGGUGCUGUGCACCUCACGGAGGGCCGUGGACUGGGUUCCUGGGAAGCUGCCUACGUGGCAGCCUUCCUGGCCUUGCGGCCUGGAGGCUGGAUUCCAGCAGUGGACGCUAGAUGGAAAGCAUGCCGUUAAUGAAAUGUAUCACUCGCUAUUUGGGGCCUCCACGCCCCAGCUCUGGGUGAAGGCAAAAACUGUACUGUCUCUCGCAUUUAAGCGUCUCGCAUUUAAGCACACACAUCUGGCCCUGCCUUCUGGAGAUGGAGCCUCCUUCCAUCUGUGGGACCAGGACCACGGCCGCAGCCUCUCAGAGAGAGAGGCUGCCUCAGCCGGCGGCACGGGAGGCUCUGAGGGGCCACUGACAUUCCUGAGAGGAGGGGAGGAGCAGCAGCUUUGCUGGGCUAGGGCGACGAAGUUUACAUAGUCCUGCAGCUUUAAAACCACAGCCGGGCAGGGAGGGAGGGUAGGUGUUCCCGCAGUUCGGCCCUGGAGCCAGGGCCAAGGAGCACAGGGCCUGCCUGGAGAGGAGGACGCAGCACAAGGGCACAUUGCCCACGACCAGGAGCACCACCCAGCCUGACAGACGCGGGG
Lipotes vexillifer (Yangtze River dolphin) is the source of this 4863-nucleotide messenger RNA. RefSeq names its product phospholipase C gamma 1 (gene PLCG1). The record is from RefSeq and is a predicted model, not a curated record. The coding region runs from base 378 to 4250 and encodes 1290 amino acids. The transcript has 32 exons. NCBI's taxonomy places the organism in Eukaryota, Metazoa, Chordata, Mammalia, Artiodactyla, Lipotidae. Gene Ontology annotation, biological process: release of sequestered calcium ion into cytosol; positive regulation of epithelial cell migration; phosphatidylinositol metabolic process. Gene Ontology annotation, cellular component: ruffle membrane. Gene Ontology annotation, molecular function: phosphatidylinositol-4,5-bisphosphate phospholipase C activity; protein binding; calcium ion binding.